AUGCCCAGCUCUGAACCUUCUACAUCGUUUCCCAACCGUUCACCAUACAACCGUGCUGUCCACUACAAUGCUACGACCGCUGCGCCAACAUCACCACACGUGUCCUCGCCCUGCAGAAUACUCGCCCUCAUCCAGUCCUCUUCAUGCCCCCUCCCCUCCGACGCCUCCUCCGACGCCACCAUCUCCGAUACUACCUCCUUCGACGCCACUUAUGUCCGCCCUAAUGAACACCUCGCUGUCCUCCUCCCGAAGCAUCUUUGGAAGCCCGAUUCCCAAGCGGCAUCUUGCGAAACCUUCACCUGCACGAAGCGGUUCUCCAUCUUCGAGUGCAGACACCACUGUCGCAAGUGUGGCGGCACCUUCUGUGCCACCUGCUCCUCUCGCAGGACGAGCCUCCUCGACACGUCCAACCUCGAUUUCCGUCAUCCGCCACGCAACACUCUCAUAGCCCGGUUCGCGUCACCCACGUCGCCCCUCCACGCAGCUCGCAUGCGCGACACCUGCUUCAACCAACUCUACAGAUGCCCUACUCCCCGUACACCUGAACCAUCUCACGCUCCCCGUGCCCCUGUGUCUGCCCCGCUACCCGUUACCACCUCUCCUCGCUCUCGCACUAGCUCAAGAAGAUCUAUCGUCAUCCUCACCCCUCUCGACCGUCAAUCCAUUGCCUCUGCCGUCACCGCUGUACACCGCCGCUCCCUUCGCCAGCAACGCCUCACUCUGUCACCGCGCUCAGACCCCUCCAUCGUACCCGAAGUCACCGUUCCCUCACGCGAGCUCGACAUUUAUCCGUUGCGAUUGAAGAGUGAGGUCUGUAAGUGCACAGGUGGUGGUCGAUGUACUCCGAAGAAGUACCCUGUCGAUGCCGCCACUCGCCUUCCACCGAAGACUUUUCGCGAGAACCCAGUGGUCAAGGAUGGAGACUUCCAGAUCCCCAUCACUCGCGACCUUCAGCCAGGAACUCCCUGCGGUCCUUGCAUCCUCUUCACCUUAUAG
Messenger RNA from Stereum hirsutum FP-91666 SS1, 996 nucleotides. RefSeq lists its product as uncharacterized. The transcript has 5 exons. Gene Ontology annotation, biological process: protein targeting to vacuole; protein transport to vacuole involved in ubiquitin-dependent protein catabolic process via the multivesicular body sorting pathway. The coding region runs from base 1 to 996 and encodes 331 amino acids. The record is from RefSeq and is a predicted model, not a curated record. NCBI's taxonomy places the organism in Eukaryota, Fungi, Basidiomycota, Agaricomycetes, Russulales, Stereaceae. Gene Ontology annotation, molecular function: metal ion binding; phosphatidylinositol-3-phosphate binding; ubiquitin binding. Gene Ontology annotation, cellular component: ESCRT-0 complex.